Erigeron canadensis is the source of this 856-nucleotide messenger RNA. RefSeq lists its product as uncharacterized. The record is from RefSeq and is a predicted model, not a curated record. NCBI's taxonomy places the organism in Eukaryota, Viridiplantae, Streptophyta, Magnoliopsida, Asterales, Asteraceae. The coding region runs from base 1 to 816 and encodes 271 amino acids. The transcript is spliced from 2 exons.
AUGGAUAUGAGUGAAGUUUAUUCUCAUGAUACUAUAAGUGCUAAAACGAAAAGGGUUACCCAGAUCAUCAUAACUGAUGACGAAAUCAGCUAUGAUGACAACUCACCAACAACCACACUCCGGGCACAACAUAAUACUACGUUUAGUACAGGUUAUUCGGAUGAAGUCGAAGAUUAUGAAAGUAAGCAAUCCCCAACGAAGCUGAAAUCAGAAUCUGAAAACGAACAAGAGGAUGAAAGCAGUUGCGGCUUAAACCAAACUAUCCGCCUUGACGUAUAUAGUUCAAGUGACGAGGAAGACAAUGAUGGUCCAGAGGAUGGAUCAACAAGUGAACGUGAUACUUUGGGUGGAUUUAUUGUUAGCGAUAAUGAAGAUGAACCCAAUGAUGAAGAUGAACCCAAUGAUGCAGAUGAUCAUGAAUUAGAGGAAGUUUUGGACCCAUUUGGGAGACAAAAUGUUUCAAAUCAAAAGUGGGAUUUUGAGGGAGAGAUGUUAGCCGAUUUUGGUAAAAACACUGAACUGUGUAUUAGGGCUGUUUGUGUUCUUUAUAGGCAACAAGCAGCAGAUGAGAAAGCAGCUAAAGAAACUAUAUACCGAAAUAAUAGAGGGUUUAGCCAGGCUGAUGCAUCAAGGGGUUGUAAGCUGGCUGAAUUUCUCACGAAUAGAAACCCGGCUGGGAUCCUGAAAAAAACAGUGGAAGAAUUGAAACAGCAUAACGUCAAGUGGAUCAAAUUAUGCCAUGCACUUGCAGCUAAAUACUCUAAGCAGUUAUUUCAAAUUUACGAGAACAAAGAAGAUCCUUAUUUCCCAGAAUGACUGGUUCGUGCCAUUGUAUGAAAAAAAAAACCGUUUAUUU